UGCUGGAGAAGUUCCUCUCGCGCUUCCUGUCUAUUAAUCCACUUGUUGAUGAAGAAGGGGAGUGUGACAAGACGGUUCAUUUUCAAGUUAAACGGACACGUUUAUGAAACAAUUAAUUCGGUUUAUUAAAGCAGCGGCCGGCCGGGUGUUGAGUGAGCGUCAUGUUGGGUUGGAGGGAAGCCGGCGUCCUCGGGUUUUCCGUCGCUCUGGCUGGAGGACUGGCCUAUGCCGUCUGGAACUACGCGUUCUUCUCCCGGGAGUCCGAUGAAAGUCGCGCAGGGGACGACGGUGCGAGCGGCCGGGGGAAGCUAAGCCCCGACGGAGAGAAACUGAAGAAAACGGAAGACGGGGAAGACGCCGAGCUAACGGUCGCCGUUGCCCGAGUUGAGCCGGUUUGCUCAGCCGAGAGGGCGCCGAAAGUAUCCGAGCAAUCCAUGUUGGUGAAGCCAGAGGGGACCCAAGUGCUGGUUCUGGGCCUGGAUGGAGCCGGUAAGUCCAGUUUGCUGUACUGUUUGGCCAUCGGCAGCCUGGACGUUGACAUGGUGCCGACGCAGGGCUUCAACGCUGUCUCCAUUAACAGAGAAGACCUGCACAUUGAGUUCCUUGAGAUCGGCGGCAAGGCAGAGCUGAGGCCUUACUGGCCGAGGUACAUGUCCAAGGCGCUGCUGUUGGUGUUCGUGGCGGACUCAUCGGCGCCGCAACUCUUCCCCGUCGCCAAGGCCCAACUGCACGAGCUGCUGCACUCCAACCCCCGCCUGCCUCUAAUGGUACUGGCCAACAAGCAGGACCUUCCGGGCGCCUGCAGCAUCACCGACCUGCACGACGCUUUGGAACUUUCCAAGGUCGGAGACCGCAAGUUGUUCCUCAUCGGCACGUGCGUCAAGAAGGGCGAACCCGAAGUUAGCUCAGGCGUGCGAGACGCCCGAGAGCUCAUCAUCCAGUUGACCAGCGGCAAGUAAACGUCGCCAGAUCCCAAAUUGUUUUAUUUUUUUAUUUUUUGUAAUUUUUUUUUCUUUCCCCGCCCCUCUCUCUCGCCUUCACGCCCGCCGGCGAUUGUUAAUGUUCUCGUGUUCCUAUAGCACCUUGUUCACUGGGGUUCACUAAACCAGUCCGACUGAAACAAAGUUGAAAAAUAACCCAAAGAGGUUUUCACUGUUUCUGUAGGAGAUCAAGAAUAAUGUUCAGUCCAAUUCAGUGAAAUUGGAUUAUUUCCGACAGUGAUUGGGAAUCACUGAGGAGUUCAGGCGAUCGUGUUAACUUUAUUGUUAAGCAAAUGUCAAUGCAUGGGAACAAAAGGACAAACUAUGAGGGAAAAAAAUGAAUCUAAUGGGACAAAAACUGCAUUACUAACAAAGGAGUAUUAGUGCCACACUGGAAAGAUUUUUUUUGAACAAUUAUACCAUGGGAAUCCAUUUGAAAUAAGUCGGUAUUCUCAAAACAACAAAUAAAAUAAAAGUGCUUAUCUUACAAGAAUAAACUACAACUUGGACUAUUCUUGUAUCAUAAUGAUCUUUUCCAUGUAAUAUUCAGACUUUUUUCCACCCUUUCAUAAUAUUACAAAGUCGUUCUGUAAACACCUUCACUUUUUUUCGGGAGAAAUAAGAUUUUUUUUUCUUCCUCAUUGCGACUUUAUUCUCGUCAAAUUGGUGCUUUUGUUUUCAGUGUGGUCCUGGUAAUCGAGUCCCAUUACAAUUUGGACCAUGACACCUUUGAACCACUAGACGUCGCCAAAGUUCAAUGAAAGACUUGCAGGAAACAAACCAAAAAGUAUUGAAAGUAUUUUUUUGUUCUGAAAUGAGAGAGACUAUACUGCGUGUCAAUUGUUAUUUGAUCAUUUAUUGACAUUAAGUCACGCAAAUAAAUGUCAAUAUUGUUUACUUUAAAUAUCUUAAGGCCGCAGUAGCCUUCCUAGGUUUUGUUUUGGUUGUUCAAUAAUGUGAUUUAUUUUUCAACUUGCAAGUGUUGUCUAUACUUUCUAAAAGAGUAUUAAGGCCACAACUUAAAAACGUACACUGCAAUAAUAUAUUUGUAAUAUUAAAAGAACAAUUGUAUUUUUGAGUUAAAAUGUAAUUUUACGAGAAUAAAGUUAUGUAAAUUCUACACUAAAGUAAUAGAUUAUCAAGAAGAAAAUAGGUUUUUGAGAUAUGUUUAUAUUUUUUUAGAUUAAGCUACAAAAUCUACAUUGAUAAAGUUGUAAUUUUACAAGAAUAAAUUGGUGUAUUCUAAAUUAAAGUAAUAUAUUUUUGACAUAUUUUUAAAGAUUAAAGUUGUAAAUUUUAGUGAUUAAAGUUGUAAUUUUACAAGAAUAAAUUUGUGUAUGUUCGAUAUUAAAGUAAUACAUUUUCAAGAUAAAAAAUGAUGAAUAUUCAAGAUAAAAAAACUCAUUUUUGAUACCAAACUAUUUUUUUUUAAAGGUAAAACAACUUUAUUCUUGGAAAAUUCUCACUUUAAUUUUGUAGUGUAAUUAUUUUUUUUCUGUGUGGCCCUAAUACUCCUUUGUCGCACUUUGAAACGGGAUUAAAACGAAUGUCAAAUGUUUAAGGUCUUUUCUAAAAAAUAAAAAAUAAAAAAGCAAGAAAAAAAGAUAAACGACGAUGGUUAAAACUGUUUGACCACUCAAAAUUAAAAACCGUUGGGUAAUUCAUUAGCUGGUCUUGUAGUGAGUUUAUUUAUUUCUUGAAUGUAUUGACGUCUUUCUGAAGAAGUCAGGUGAGGUAUGAAGAGCAUGACUCAGGUUUCAAGUGCGUGGUUGCUCGGGUCGCACGUCUCCACGGCAACAAAGAGAGCUCAGAGUGCCACCUCCCCGUCAUCUUACAGUUGAAACAAAGUGAAAACUUGAAUACGUCACGGGCUUAUCUUUAAAUAUUGUCACUGUCCUACAAUUUAUUGCAGGGAUCAAACUUGUUCGAUAUUCAUACUUGGCAAGUGGACGCCGCUCUAAUAGACGCCAUGCCCCAAUUAAUCCCUAGGCGUGUCAUCUACGUCAAAAAAUAAAAAUAAAUCUUGUGUUUCAUAUACUAACAGUUGGUCUCCCCUCUAAAUAGACUCCUAGCCCUCUUUGCAGUUGACUAUAGACUUCAUAACGUUAAAUGACAUGUUCAGCUCCUUAGCGGUUCCUUCUGUUAGCGUCCUUUUCAGCUUGAUCAAUGACUCUUAAAGACAUUAAGGGAAAGGGCUGAGUUUGUCUUUAUCGUGCACAGCCAAAGCUUUCAAUUGACAUUUUAGCGAAGAUUAAUAAGUGCAGCGUGCGCGCGGUGGGAUGCCAGUGGACCGAUGCCAGACUGGCGGCAGAAGACCUCAUCAAAGUCUGUGACAUUCACUAUGCAACCACAACAAUAAACAGUGUUGAGUUGAAUAAUGAAGUAACAUCUGUAGGUUUUUGCAACAGAUUUUCAAAUUUUGAAAAAGUCAACUAAGACCCACAACAGAACAGGAUUUAAAAAAUGUGUAUUAUACAAAAAAAAAAAGAUUAGAAAAGUGUAUUUAUUUGUUUUGAUUGAUUUUUAUUUAUGCGAAGCACUUUGUUUCAACUGUGUUUUUUUUAAGGUACACCAAAUAAAGUUGUUGAAUAAUAACUACAAUUUUUUUUUAAGUCCAGAACAAGAAGUUUGAUGCUAAUGUAUUGAUUUUUCUUUGAUUUUUCCACUGGAUUUGUAAACUUUAAAACAGUCAAUUUGAGCCACCAUUGUGGACCAAAUGAAGGUUCCCUCCCACCUGCACAAUAAUAUCCCUUAAACAUAUUUAUAUCAAUAUUCUACUGUACACACACAAACAUGUAUAUGUGAACUUUGAGUAAACUCCAUGUCUGUGCCAU
Phyllopteryx taeniolatus (common seadragon) is the source of this 3814-nucleotide messenger RNA. RefSeq names its product ADP-ribosylation factor-like 9 (gene arl9). Gene Ontology annotation, molecular function: GTP binding; GTPase activity. The record is from RefSeq and is a predicted model, not a curated record. Lineage: Eukaryota; Metazoa; Chordata; Actinopteri; Syngnathiformes; Syngnathidae. The coding region runs from base 162 to 959 and encodes 265 amino acids. The transcript has 4 exons.